AUGGACUUUGCCUCUCUUAUGUCCAAGGAGAUAUCCAAGGCCAAGUCAGACGCCUCGGAGAAGAAAUACACCAAACGGUCUGACAUCGAGGCAGCUCGCGUGGCGGCGUACAACGCCGAGCAGGAGAAGCUCCAGCGAGAACGAGAAGAACGAGCCGAACUCAAGCGGAGGCGAGACGAAGAAGAAGCGGAACAGAACCGCCGGCGAGAGGAGAAACGCAGACGGCUUGCCGAAGAGUCAAGGGCACGACGAGAGGCGGAGGAAGAGGCGCGAGAAAAAGAGCGCCGCAAGCGCCUAGGACUGGCUGAAGAGGAAGCCAACAGCGAGAAGGAUGGGACAACUAUCCAGGCCGGCGAGGAUCUUGAUGAUGACGAGCUGGUUGGGAAGCUGCGGGAGCUCGGGGAGCCAGCACGGCUCUUUGGAGAGAGCCACAAAGGGAGGCUGAGGAGAUACCGAAAUCUCAUCAACCCGGAGCAGAACAGGAAGAAGCUUACGGAUGGGCCAAUUCCUACGACCCUAGAGCUGGUACCAGAGGCCGAUAUGAAAGUUCCUGAUAAGCUGCCUGCAGACGAGGAAGGGAAACGGUACCUGUUCAGACAGCUGGCCUCAUACUUCACGCUCGUCUUCAAGGAGUGGGAGAUCGCCCUAGCCCAGCGAGAUGAUUCUGUCAAGCAAACCUUUCAGGGAAAGCAGGCUUACAACGCCAUGGUGCAGUCGCGGGAGAAUAUGCGGCCACUGUUCAAGAAGUUCGAGAAUGGAGAUAUUGAGGACGGCAUCCUGGAACCCGUUGUUGAGAUUGUCAGAAACGCCCAGAACCGUCGAUAUGUUGAUGCAAACGACGGAUACCUUACAUUAAGUAUUGGAAAAGCAGCCUGGCCUAUUGGUGUCACCAUGGUUGGCAUUCAUGAGCGUUCUGCUCGAGAAAAACUACAUGAAGGAGGCAAGGGACAGGCCCAUAUCAUGAGUGAUGAGAUUACUCGCAAAUUUCUCCAGAGCAUUAAACGAUGCCUGACCUUUGCCCAAGUCCGAUGGCCACCGGAUGAUCAGCUCCAGCUCAUGGGAUGA
Molecule: messenger RNA, 1065 nt
Organism: Trichophyton rubrum CBS 118892
Lineage: Eukaryota; Fungi; Ascomycota; Eurotiomycetes; Onygenales; Arthrodermataceae
Exons: 2
Coding region: 1-1065 (354 amino acids)
Biological process (GO): generation of catalytic spliceosome for second transesterification step; RNA splicing
Cellular component (GO): U5 snRNP; U4/U6 x U5 tri-snRNP complex; U2-type post-spliceosomal complex
Source: RefSeq, a predicted model, not a curated record